AUGGGUUUUGUCCGAAUGUUUGGCUCUGGAAAUGUUAGCAUAGAUUGUUGGGUUUCGUUCGAAUAUCGGUCUGCAGAUGUUCGCAUAGAUUGUUGGUAUUUUACUGGGCUUGCUUCUGAGGUUGACACCGUUAAUGGUUUGAAGUUUGAAGUGGUUACGUUUGGUUCGCGUUCUGAGUAUUUUGUUGGGCUUCCUUCUGAGGUUGACACCGUUAAUGGUUUAAAGUUGCAAGUUUUCUUGAUUUCUUGGCUCCGUGUGCUUGCAGGGUUGCUCCUUUGUUUCUGUUGCUUAACUAUUUGUGGGCGUCGCUCCUUCGAGUUUGCAAGCAAUUUUCCAAGUUGUUCUUCUGCAAAUAUUCGCAUAAGGUUGCAUAUAAUUGUCGACCGUGAAUCAUUUGAAUUAUUAAGGGUUGUUACUUUGUCUAUGUUAUUUAACUGUUUCACUCUGAGUGCAUGGUUUGAAUUUGCAAGGAAAGAUGGCAGUCAAACACAAAAACGUGUGGUGAAAAUUAAUGAUCUAUUUGGUUCAACAAUUGACAUCAACUUAUGGGGCCCAAUAGCAGAACGAAAGGGCCUGGAAUUGAAAAAUAUGUUGACCAAUGAUAGUGCGGUUAUCCUUGCUUUACGUAAUGCUCGUGUUGGCUAUUUCAAUGGGAAGCUUGUAAACAUAACAGCUGCAACAACAUUACAUAUCAACCCAAGUUUUCCAGAAGCAGAGCUUCUAGCAUUAAGAGGAAAUGACCCUUUGCUUGUUGUACCCUUUGUUGCAGAAACUAUCCACAUAGAUGGCAAAUAUACUAGAAUGACAAUCUCUUCAAUCCGUGAGCGGAUGAGCAUCAAACCAGAAACAAUUCAAACAACAUUGCUAGCUGUUCUACACUAUGUCAAUGUCAAUGACCAAAAUUUCUAUUACAUAGCUUGCCCACUGAUGGUCAAUGGAAGGCCUUGCAAGAAAAAAUGUACACAUCAAGCUGAUGAUUCUUGGUUCUGCUCUAGAUGUCAAAUGAGUAUGCAAGACUGUAAUUAUAGUUACCUCUUGCCUCUAAAGUUGCAAGAUGCCACAGGUACUCUAUGGGGCACUGCAUUUGGUGAGGGUGGCAAUCACUUGCUACACAAAACUGCAAGACAACUCUAUGCACUUCAAAACGAUGCAACAACAACAGAGACACCUUCCUCAGUGAUCAAGAGAGCACUGUCACAUUACUAUUCAUUCACACUGCUGGUUUCUACUGAGACAUACAAUUCAGAAUCCAAGAUGAAAGUGACGAUUAAUAAAGUUGCUCCUGUUGACUUCAAAGCUGAGUGCCAUGCACUACUUGGAGAAAUUAGCUGCCUAAGUACAAAGACUUAG
Cryptomeria japonica (Japanese cedar) is the source of this 1350-nucleotide messenger RNA. Its product is annotated as replication protein A 70 kDa DNA-binding subunit E-like. NCBI's taxonomy places the organism in Eukaryota, Viridiplantae, Streptophyta, Pinopsida, Cupressales, Cupressaceae. The record is from RefSeq and is a predicted model, not a curated record. The coding region runs from base 1 to 1350 and encodes 449 amino acids. The transcript has 6 exons.